GCCGUCGAUCUUCAUCUUCAAUCGCAUCCGUCCAUUCUCUCGUCCUCUGUACUUAAUGCCUCUUGGAAUGGUUUCCCUUCCUGCUUAGGGUUUUGCUCAGAGAGGGAGAGUGGGGGGGAUAGGGAGAGAAUGGUGAAGUUUCUGAAGCCAAACAAGGCUGUGGUCCUCCUCCAAGGCCGCUACGCCGGCCGCAAAGCGGUGAUCAUCCGAUCGUUCGACGAUGGCACCCGUGACCGUCCGUACGGGCACUGUUUGGUUGCCGGGAUAGCCAAGUACCCGAAGAAGGUGAUCCGCAAGGACUCCGCCAAGAAGACCGGGAAGAAGUCCCGCGUGAAGGCCUUCAUCAAGCUGGUGAACUACAACCACGUUAUGCCCACGCGCUACACCCUCGACGUCGAUCUCAAGGACAUCGUCACGCUCGACACCCUUCAGUCCCGCGACAAGAAGGUCACCGCCGCCAAAGAAACCAAGGCCAAGCUCGAGGAGAGAUUCAAGACCGGCAAGAACAGGUGGUUCUUCACCAAGCUCAGGUUCUGAGUAUCCAAAAACACAACCUUUGUUAUGAAAACUUGUUUUGGGUUCAGUUCUAGUUUUUUUUUUUUGGAAGAGAUUGUUUUGAAAUGGGGCUUAUUUUGGAUUUUGAAGUUUUGAGUUGAACCUCUCUUAGUGGUUCUUUUUAUGUGAUUGUGUUUUCUUCUGCUUCUGUCUGCUUAGACCUGAUUUUGUAUGUAUUGUCUUUUUCUUUACGGUUUAUAUUAUAUGAAUUGUGAUGUGUUAGUUUC
Messenger RNA from Malania oleifera, 782 nucleotides. Its product is annotated as large ribosomal subunit protein eL27x-like. Gene Ontology annotation, molecular function: structural constituent of ribosome. Gene Ontology annotation, biological process: translation. Gene Ontology annotation, cellular component: cytosolic large ribosomal subunit; ribosome. Bases 130 to 537 code for a protein of 135 amino acids. The transcript has a single exon. The record is from RefSeq and is a predicted model, not a curated record. Lineage: Eukaryota; Viridiplantae; Streptophyta; Magnoliopsida; Santalales; Ximeniaceae.